AUAAAUAGGUGACCGAAAAUUUUUGUGAAUCAUACUUCGAUUCGAAGCUUUACUAAACAAAUCAACCAAAAUGUUCAAAGUUAUUGUUUUUGCUGCUAUCUUGGCUUUAGCCGUCGCUGCUCCAGAACCAAAACCAAAACCGGGAAUUGUUGCUGCAGCUUAUACUGCACCAGUUGUUGGAACUCCAUUGGCUUAUUCAUCUCCCGUUGUAUCUGGUUAUACAUCUCCAGUAGUGUCUGCUUAUACAGCUCCAGUUGUUUCUAGUUAUAGUACUUAUCAUGGAGCUGUUCCAGCUGUUUCUGCUUACUCUGCUCCUGUUGUUUAUGCCUAAAUCAUGAUUGAAUAAAAUAUUAAUUUUGCAAAAAUAAA
This is a messenger RNA of Onthophagus taurus, 369 nucleotides long. Its product is annotated as neuropeptide-like 3. Lineage: Eukaryota; Metazoa; Arthropoda; Insecta; Coleoptera; Scarabaeidae. The record is from RefSeq and is a predicted model, not a curated record.